Molecule: messenger RNA, 993 nt
Organism: Oxyura jamaicensis (ruddy duck)
Lineage: Eukaryota; Metazoa; Chordata; Aves; Anseriformes; Anatidae
Gene: ATG101
Product: autophagy related 101
Exons: 3
Coding region: 58-714 (218 amino acids)
Biological process (GO): autophagy; autophagosome assembly
Cellular component (GO): phagophore assembly site
Source: RefSeq, a predicted model, not a curated record
CCGGGGCCGGGAACCGGGGCCGGGGGCCGGGGCCGGGGGCAGCGGCCGCCCCCCGCCAUGAACUGCCGCGCCGAGGUGCUGGAGGUGUCGGUGGAGGGCCGGCAGGUGGAGGAGGCGGCGCUGGCCGUGCUGCACACCGUGCUGCUGCACCGCAGCACCGGCAAGUUCCACUACAAGAAGGAGGGCACCUACUCCAUCGGCACCGUCGGCACCCAAGACGUCGACUGCGACUUCAUCGACUUCGCCUACGUCCGCGUCUCCUCCGAGGAGCUCGACCGGGCCCUCCGCAAAGCCGUCGGGGAGUUCAAGGACGCGCUGCGCGGCUCGGGCAGCGACGGGAUGGGGCAGAUCUCGCUGGAGUUCUACCAGAAGAAGAAGUCGCGCUGGCCCUUCUCGGACGAGUGCAUCCCCUGGGAGCUGUGGACCAUCAAGGUGAACGUGGUGAACCUGGCCAACGAGCAGGAGCGGCAGAUCUGCCGCGAGAAGGUGGGCGAGAAGCUCUGCGAGAAGAUCAUCAACAUCGUGGAGGUGAUGAACCGCCACGAGUACCUGCCCAAGAUGCCCACCCAGUCCGAGGUGGACAACGUCUUUGACACCAGCCUGAAGGACGUGCAGCCCUACCUGUACAAGAUCUCCUACCAGAUCACGGACUCCCUGGGCACCUCGGUCACCACCACCAUGCGGCGGCUCAUCAAAGACACGCUGGCUCUGUAGGGCCGGGUGCUGGUCCCCCCUUUGGGAGCACCUCCCUCCCCUCCACCUCUCGAAAAAGCCUCUGCGAGGAGCUGGACUCGGCCCAGCCUUUUAAUUGUGGGUUGCUCCUGGUUUGGGGCGAGCGUCCCGUGGGGUGCUGGCCACGGCAGCUCGCCCGUCCCGGAGAACCAGCCGGGUGGCUGCGGGGCCGGAUGGGUGAGCGCUGCCCGUCACGGCACCGCCUCGGCGUCGGGAGAGAAGCGCUGGGGAUCCUGCUCUGCACCUCGCCUUCCUCCGGGG